Molecule: messenger RNA, 1132 nt
Organism: Mercenaria mercenaria
Lineage: Eukaryota; Metazoa; Mollusca; Bivalvia; Venerida; Veneridae
Product: ras-related C3 botulinum toxin substrate 1-like
Exons: 6
Coding region: 88-663 (191 amino acids)
Biological process (GO): small GTPase-mediated signal transduction
Molecular function (GO): GTP binding; GTPase activity
Source: RefSeq, a predicted model, not a curated record
AUAUUACUGUCGUGUGUAUAUAAAGGUGAUAUGAAGGUAUAUGAAAUAAACAUUUAAAAAUUUCUGACAGCUCGGUAAACAAGAAAAAUGCAGGCAUUUCCAAUAAAAUGUGUUGUCGUUGGAGAUGGGUGUGUGGGAAAGACUUGUCUGCUAAUGUCAUAUACACAAGAUGCAUUUCCAGGAGAAUAUAUACCAACAGUAUUUGAAAAUUAUCAAGCUAAUGUCAGAGUAGAUGGACGAGUUUGUUCCCUUAGUUUAUGGGACACUGCAGGCCAACAUGAGUAUGACAGAUUACGACCAUUAUCUUAUCCACAGACGGAUGUUUUUCUGAUAUGUUUUUCCCUUGUUGCACGAGACAGUUACGAAAAUGUUAAACAACAGUGGUAUCCAGAGAUUAAACACCAUUGUCCAGACACACCACUUGUAUUAAUUGGAACAAAAAUGGACUUAAGGGAUGGCAGUAAGGAAAAGAAAAAUGCAUUAAAGACAGCAAUUUCCUUUGUUGAGGGUAGGAGUCUUGCACAGAAAAUACAUGCAGUAAAAUAUGUAGAAUGCUCUGCGAGGACCGGCAAGAAUACAAAACUAGUUUUUGAUGAGGCGAUACGAGCCUGCCUAAUUCCACAGAAACAGAAGAAAAGAAGAAGUAAAUGUAAACUUGUAUGAAGACAAACAACGGACAUGUAUUGCAACAUAUAAACAGCUUGAAACGGGUUUUUCAUUUCCACGUUGGAACAUAAACAAAAGAAAUACACAAAAUAGUUGGAGGCACUAUAUAUCAUUCAAUCAAUUCUUAUCAAUAAAUCAUGUGUACAACAACUUUUCAUGGCCUAUGCGCUUGGCAUAUUAGAAACGGCGGUGCUGUGCUGUACUAUGCAGUAGGCGAAGUAACUAAAUAUGUUAUAAAGUUGUUGUAGUCUUAUGUAGAACAUGAUAAAAUGGCAUUGUAAUAUGUCAUACAUGUGAUGGCGUUAUAAUUUUAAAAAGUUACAGUUUAUUAGAAAGGAACUCGAUGGACAUUGAGAUUUCAGUGUUGUGUUGCUGACAAUCAGCUAUUCUUGAAAAUUAAAAAUGACGUAUAAGUUCAUGUAAGCGUUUCUUUUUCCAAAUAGUUCAAUAAAAUAUGCGAACACCA